Lotus japonicus is the source of this 1144-nucleotide messenger RNA. Its product is annotated as DNA-directed RNA polymerase V subunit 7. NCBI's taxonomy places the organism in Eukaryota, Viridiplantae, Streptophyta, Magnoliopsida, Fabales, Fabaceae. The coding region runs from base 467 to 1009 and encodes 180 amino acids. The record is from RefSeq and is a predicted model, not a curated record. The transcript is spliced from 2 exons. Gene Ontology annotation, molecular function: single-stranded DNA binding; single-stranded RNA binding. Gene Ontology annotation, biological process: DNA-templated transcription initiation.
UGGUGGUACAUUUCUGUUUCAUGCUUCCAAAUCAUUUUCUAGUUUCUCAAAUGAAUUGAACCCCCAUUCCCACAAAACCCUUUAAACCCCAAUUAGUCAAAAUCCAUGUUUUUCCCCUUUGCAUGUUGUGGGGUUGGAAUGUUGGAUAGAAAAACUCUGAUAUGACUCAUAUGAGGAACAGUUAAGCUCAGCCUCUUAGCUAGUCUAGCUAUUUCAAGCUGUUUUUCCUUUUUUUUUUUCUGUGUAUUAAAUUGCUCUCGCAAUUUUGACCCGGGUGUCGUGAAGCCAAAGGUUUCAAACUCUCGAUCUAGGGUUCAAACAAUCACUUUUUACCGCUGCGACCGACACCCAUUGGCUACUGCUUCAAAUAGUCACUUUUUACUGCUGUGACCGGAUUAUUUCAUGAACAAAUUGCUGGCUGCAGACAUGAUUACGUUAUUACCUUGAAGAAGUAGCAAGUUUAACAAUGUUUCUCAAAGUCCAACUGUCAUGGAAUGUCAUAAUUGCUGCUGAAAAUCUGCAACAAGGAAGUUUAAUGCUUCAGCGAGCAAUCCUCAUCCGCCUUCUGGGUGACUUUGCUGCGAAAAGGGCCACCAAAGAUCUGGGUUAUUUUACUGCAGUGACUACACUGGAUAAAGUAGGAGAAGGAAAAGUCAGACAGCAUACUGGGGAUGUGCUCUUCCCUGUUGUUUUCAAUGGUGUGACCUUCAAGCUUUUCAAGGGGGAGAUACUAGAGGGUGUUGUCCACAAGGUUCUGAAGCAUGGGGUUUUCUUGAGAUGCGGUCCGAUUGAGCAUGUCUAUCUCUCAAAUAUGAAGAUGGCUGAUUACCGCUACUUUCCUGGUGAGAAUGCUUACUUCAUGAAUGAAAAAGCAUCCAAGAUUGCGAAGGAUGUCACGAUCCGCUUUGUAGUGAUCGGUACAAAGUGGAUGGAGGCAGAAAGGGAGUUUCAAGCCUUGGUCAGUUUGGAAGGCGAUUAUCUGGGACCAAUUGCAUCCCCUGAUAUCUAGCUACAUUUUCUUGUAGUUUGUUUCUAUGUUGCAUUUGAGUCUGUUUUAUUUCCUGGGACAAAUCAUGGAACCCAUUAACCAAAUUAAUGCAGUGUGGAUUUGGUCUUGUGAAUAACAGAUUUGUGAUUCCUUCUA